UAAACCUCCGGAACAUUCCGGUUUUCAUGCAUUUGGAAUUUUUACGAAAUUUAUUAACAGAAAAUGCGGUAUUUAUUGGUGGUAUUUUUGGGCGUGGUGACCGCGCAGCGCCCGGCGCCGGGCUCGUUCCCGUGUGAGCCGCGGCUGAUGCGGGCCACCGGCACGGACAUGGAGGGUCCCUACUACAAGCCCAAUUCGCCGUUCGGCCGCGGCAGUGGCAAUCAGCCGACGGUGUGCAGUGAGAACCUGCCCGGCACGCGGUUAUAUUUAAACGGCACCGUCAUGAAGGUCACGCCCGACCAGCCCUGCGGAUCCCCGAUCCGGGCGCUCCUCGACGUCUGGUCGGCGGAUGUCAACGGGGCUUAUAGUAAUAUCGCGCCCGAAUCCCCGGAUUUUACAUGCCGGUCGCGCUUCACCACGGACGAGCGCGGCAACUACGCCUUCUCCAGUAUCCUGCCGGGACGCUACUACGACAGCGGCUGGCGGCCGGCGCAUGUCCACUGGAAGAUCACGCCCAUCGACGCCAACGGUCAGCCGGUGGGCCGGACCAUCACCACGCAGAUGUACUUUGUCGGAGAUCAGUACCGGGCGCCCAACGACAGCUGCGAAGCGUGCAACUCCGGUGACUCCAGCAUGGUCACCCACGUGACGCAGAUCCCUGGGGGCGGGACGGCCGGCCGUUGCCGGCUCCUGGCAUAUCGUCCUCAGCGAAUGCGCCGGUUGAUUUCAACGUAACCCGGAGACUACGAUUGUUGGACCGAUCGCUGUAUUGCAUUUAAAUCUCUACGGAUUUUGGAUGUUUUUUCAGUGUUUAAAGUUUGAUAAUUUUAGUUAAUGUAAAUCUGCGCAAGUGUACAGAUAUGUGUCCUGGCCGCUGCCGAUCAAUGUAUUUUUUCAAUAUUCAAUAAUAUUAUGAUAAAGUCAAUAUGUACCGUAA
Molecule: messenger RNA, 937 nt
Organism: Paramacrobiotus metropolitanus
Lineage: Eukaryota; Metazoa; Tardigrada; Eutardigrada; Parachela; Macrobiotidae
Product: catechol 1,2-dioxygenase-like
Exons: 3
Coding region: 64-735 (223 amino acids)
Molecular function (GO): ferric iron binding; oxidoreductase activity, acting on single donors with incorporation of molecular oxygen, incorporation of two atoms of oxygen
Source: RefSeq, a predicted model, not a curated record